Messenger RNA from Paramecium sonneborni, 275 nucleotides. The record is from the annotation of a GenBank genome assembly. NCBI's taxonomy places the organism in Eukaryota, Ciliophora, Oligohymenophorea, Peniculida, Parameciidae.
AUGUUUUUAAGAAUUACAGCAACAUUAUUUAGACAACCUUUACUCAAGAAUUCAAUAAAGAAAUCUUUCAUGUUAGCUCCUAUGUUAUCUAUAUUAACAAAUCAUAAAUUAUUGAUAUAAAAUCUUUCCUAUUUGUAAAGCUAAUUUUAUUAGAUGGAAGAAAGUAAUGAUGAAUUAGAGUUGUUGUAAAUGAAAUUCAAUUUAUAAAAGAUAGGAAGAAGUUCCAGUAGGCAGAAUGCAGUGAGACGACUCCUAAACAUCCAUUAACAUAGUGA